Molecule: messenger RNA, 4357 nt
Organism: Clunio marinus
Lineage: Eukaryota; Metazoa; Arthropoda; Insecta; Diptera; Chironomidae
Source: the annotation of a GenBank genome assembly
GCUUUUGUAAUGUUGUGAUUAGAAGUUGUUGACGAGGAAAAAGUAUUUUGUUGCAUUCCAAAAUUAUCAAUAAUCUGGUGGCACGACUGAAUGAAUUCAUAAGUGACAGCUGCAAUUAGCAAGUUAUUAUGAGAAGUUCAGUGUGUACAUUAAAUGCAGCACCAGGAGAAAACUAUAAUAUGAACUUUCCUGAUUAUGGUCAGACAACAGCUCAUCAUUCUUGUCUUCUUGUGCUCAUCCGUGGCAUUGGGCCUAAUAAACCCAGAACUUUACAAAAAAUAUUUGAGAGGAUUCAAAAGGUCAAUAAUGUAAAAAUAAAAGAUUCAUCUGGUCAAACAAGAGAUAUUUUCAUCAGAUACGUAAGAGAACAUGCAGUGGAGAAUAAUGAAUGGGGUGAUUUUCAAACUCAUAGAAGAUUACUCGGCCUCAUUACAGUAGGAAAGUUUGAAUCUCAGGGGGAGCUGAAUGAAUUAUGUCGAGUUCAUGAAAGUCUGAAAGUAAAGUACACAUCGACAUUGUACGAUACACGAUCAAUUCUUUUUGCUCCGUCGACAAAUGAAAAUGACUCAAAUGAUGAUAAAAUUCCCUUAGAAAAGACAUCAAAUGGAAACGACAGCACAUCGAAUGGAUUUAAACUUGAAGACAACGAACAACAAAUCCUUAUUGACAAUAAUUUAGUUCUACCGACAAUAUUUAAAAGUCGAGGAUUCUUCUAUGUUGAAAAUAAUGCCUGCCAUAACUUAGAAUCUCGAAUCACGGAUUUUAUUCACUCACUUUUUUGGAUUCUUGAGUCAAAACGAUUGGAAAGAACGAAAGAGAAGUUUGAUAAAGUUAGUUUAUUGCUUGCACCUUUCGAAAAGAAAGAUUUCGUUGGCUUAGAUAUGGAAAGUCGAGUGAACAAAAAACGAAUCAUGGGACGUGUCACUAAGAAUCUCGCUGAUUUGACACUUCAAUGUGGAUUAAUGAGUUUAGAGAAAUCAAGUCCUGAUUCAACAACAUCAUCAGCGUCUUCAUCCGAAUCAUCAAAUCUUGCGUCUCUUUCAAAUCUAUCAUCUGAUAAUAGUGGAGGAUCAUCGAACGAAUCCGAUUCAAAGACGACGACACCAAAUGAAAGCAACAAACAACAAUCAAUGCCUUCAAAUAUUCUCCAACCAGAUGAAAUUGCAAUCAAAUAUCGUGAAGCGAUUAUCAAUUACAGUAAAUAUCGAAUGGCUGGAAUAAUUGAAACAGAAGCAGCAUUGAAAGCAGCACGAAUUUGUAUCGAGCAGAAUCAAAAUUUAGAUGUUGCCAUGUUUCUACAAAAUGUUCUUUACAUCAAUCUCAAUAUGAAUGAACAAGAACGUGUACGACGCUUUGAGACUUUAACGGAACUUUAUCAACAGAUUGGUUAUCAUAGAAAAGCAGCAUUUUGUCAGCGAUUAGCUGCGUGGCGUCAUAUAGCUCAAUCAAAUACUAAUCCCGACUGGCAAGCAAGUUAUCGACUCAUGCUUGAAAGUUUUCGCGGCCAUAAAUUGUCACUUGAGCCGACAGAAGUGCUGACAAACAAUCAAGGUUGGCCUUGUCUUCAAAUUGAUUUAUUGCAACAGCUUGUUGGAACAGCAAGACGUCUAGGACAAUCUGCCCUUGCAACAAGACAUAUGACAUUCUUACUUCAAACUCAAUGGAAGAAUCUUUCAGAGAAUGAACAAAGAGAGAUGUGUCUGCAACUUCAGAGUUUAAGUGCGCAAUGUGAAGGAAGUCCAGUGCCACUGUUUCUGGAGAAUGGAACAGUCAUUCCACCAGCAAAUUUAACAGACUUACCUUAUUGCUUAUCGUAUCAAUUGGAACAGCUACCAUUACAUCUUCGUCCCUUCAAAAUCGAAGCAAAUAAAGUUGAUUGUGGACCUUUUCUGUUCACACCAAUUCAUUUCAAUUCGUCAAUCGAUCGACGAACAGCUGAAACAAAGAAACGUGACAGUAAAAUUAGCUUUUUAUGGGUGCAACAUGCAAAAAGUGAAGUUGUGGUGAAAUUUCGCAAUCCACUUCCAUUUGAACUUCAAGUUAAUGAUAUGAGAUUACUAACCGAUGGAAUUGUAUUUGAAUCAAUUCCGGAAAGCGUCGUUGUUCAAGCGAACUCAUUACUUUCUGUUUCUCUUUUCGGCACACCAUUGGAAGUUGGUGAUUUGGAAUUAAAUGGCUACAGUACUCAUACACUUGGUGUAAAAUCUAACUGUCGAUUGAAGCAUAUGCUUGACGAUCGAAGUUUUCCAACAAAUUAUAAAGUUAAUGUUAUUUCUGCUUUACCGACAAUCGAAUUGAAAACUUCUUUGCCCUCUUCAGGAAGUCAAAGUAGUGGUGCUAAUGUUAUUUGUACAGCAAAAGUGUCACUUUACAAUGGUGAAACAAAGGAAUGUGAAAUUACGAUUACAAAUACAAGUAAUCUUCUUAUAGAGUAUAUGGACAUUGAUUUAAAUUCAAGUGUCGAUGGAAAAACACAAAAGAGAAUGUUUAUGUUUGACGGGAAUGAAAUUAAAGAAAAUUUACCUCUAGAAGCUGGUAAAAGUUUUAUUCUUCAUUUGCGAAUUUACGGCGAUGCUGAUUUUAUUGGAGCCUUAGGAACACCAAUUCCACCAAAUUUCUCAUCAUCCUCAACACAACAUCAUCAAACUGGUGAUGGACCAUCGUCAUUUAGUGGAGUAAAUUUGUUAAUAUCGGGAACAGCAAAUAGUUUUCCUUCUCGUGUUAAUUCUCCGAUAAAAAGAAACAAUGAACAAACUUCAAGCUUCAGAUCAUCAUCGACAUCUGGUGCAGUAAAUUCAGGUCAUUCAUCGUUAGCCACAAUGAGUCUUGCAGCAAUGAUAAAUAAUGGAAAUCAACUUCGUGCAUUUGAAGUUCUUAUCAAGUUCCGUUAUUCUGGUGGGAAUGGUCUUAUCGAAGGAUUUUGUCGUGAAUGUUCGAUAGCUUUUAAUGUUGAAUUACUUCCAAGUAUUCAAAUCACGAGUUGGGAUGUAUUGCCGGCUGAAGUACCUUCGCAGUUUUAUCUUGUACUUGAUGUGGCAAAUCUUACACAGCAUGAAAUAUCGUUGAGUUAUCCAAAUGAUAAAGUCAUUUUGAUCGAGCCAAAAGAGAGUUGUCGUGUACCAGUUCCAGUUGAAAGAUGUCCUUUGGAUCAAAUUUUAGCUGAUUAUAAACAGCAACAAUUAACAUCGGACGAAGGAAGUGGAAACUACAGUGGAACGUUUAACAUUUCCGAAAUUGAUUUGCCUGAAAAGCUUUGUUCUGAGCAUAUAGCGGAAUUAGUCAAUUUAAAAUAUCAUUUGAGUUCAUUGGACAUUAAUGGAAAUGCAACAUUGCGUGGAAUCUCUUUAUCAUCAACAAUGCUUGAUUUGGUGACAGUCUCCCCGAUUCAAUGGGAAAUUAAAAUUAACAAGAAUUCUAUUCUUCCGCAAUCGGAAAUAACAGUAUCAUGCGGAUCACCAAUAACAAUUGAAAUUAAUAUAAGCAAUAAUCAAGCGACGACACUGAAUAAUUUGAUUCUCUCCGUCCAAUUUUAUCAAGACUACCAGAAUGGCACGCAAAAUUAUCGUUUGGAGACGAGAACUUGUUUGUCGGGACCGAAUCACACAUUAAUUCCAUCGUUGGGUAAAGGAGAAAAUGUGUCUUAUGAAUUUUCAGCACUUUUCUUCACGCGUGGAAGAUUCAAAGUUGAUAUUCAGUGUAAAAAUGAUCCUAAAAUUGGACGAAUGCCAUCAUCAUCAUCAGCUCUUCCUUCUGUUAAUAAUAAUGAUACUCAUCAUGUCUAUAAAUUUAUUCCUUCAAUCGAAAUUACAGUAAAUUGAAAUUUUCCCCAGUUAUUCUUAAGAAUAAACGUACAUAAAUCCAAGAUGAAAAUUAUAUUCCUUUUUGCAAGCCUUUUUGAAUCUACUUUUAAUUUUUUUUUUACAUAAAAGGCAGAUUUCAAUGAAGGUAAAUAUAUGCUGGGUGAUGUUUAUUUAUAAAUCUAGUCACUCGUGGCAAUUGACGAUGUUGGUGGUUGAUGAAAUGCUAUUAAAAACACAACAAUAUGUUUAUUUUGUGGAAAAGCUAAGCAGCCAUCUGUUGCACAUGAUUAAGAUUUAUAUUUAGUUUACUCAGCUCAAAUUUCAACUGAAUACAAGGAACGAUUUAUAAGGUUCAUUUUAUAAAAGCAAUUGAAUGUGACUGUUUUUCUUUUUACGAUUUUUUAUACAUUUAAAUACCUACAUAAUAUAAUUAAUAAUUUCAGUUCUAGCAGAAUCAUUUGUUGAGUGCUUCUUUAGAUUAUUAAAUUCAGUUGCUAAUUGUCUAUCAAACCACUUAUGAGAAAUAAAAUUUCAACUAUCUAAUUUUAUUUUCCCAA